Molecule: messenger RNA, 3460 nt
Organism: Neolamprologus brichardi
Lineage: Eukaryota; Metazoa; Chordata; Actinopteri; Cichliformes; Cichlidae
Source: RefSeq, a predicted model, not a curated record
GGGACGGAGUAAUGGGGGCUCAGCGGGGCCCCGCGGCCCACGGCCGGGCCUCCUCCUGCCGCGGGCUGCUGCUGCUGCUCCUCCCGCUGCUGCUGGGCUCCUGCAGGGCGGAGGAAGACGUGCUGAUGAACACCAAGCUGGCCACAUCUGACCUAAGAUGGACGAGCUACCCUGCUGAUGACUCGCAGUGGGAGGAAGCGAGCUCGAGGGACGAUCACCAAAACACUGUGCGGACCUACGAGAUCUGCACCAUCACCAGCACUUCUUCCUAUUGGCUGAGGACGCGCUGGAUCCCUCUGAAGGCGGCGACCACGGUCUACGUGGAGAUCUGGUUUUCCAUGAUGGAGUGUUCCAGCCUGAGGCAGCCGUGUAAAGAGACCUUCAACCUGUACCACUACCCGUCAGACGCCGACGACGCCACGCCCACCAGCCCGGCCUGGAUGGAGAACCCUUACAUCAAAGUGGCGACAGUCGCCGCCGACCACCUGAUGCUGCGUGGCGCCAGGGGCCGCCCUAAUGUCAAGGUGCUGCGUCUGGAGGGGCUGCGUAAGGCGGGGCUUUACCUGGCCUUCCAAAGCCAGAGCGCCUGCAUGGCGUUCUGCUGCGGCGUUUCUCUGGAGGAAACGCGCUGUAAUCGGAGGCCGUCCUGCCUCCGCGCUCGCCGCACGUUUCCGUCCUGUUUCCACGCUUCCUCUCCUCUCCGCCAUCGCCGCGGGAUGAAAGCAGAGCGAGGUCGCCGCAGGCCACAGACGGCUUGGUUGUCCAAGUUUCCUGUUAUUCUGUGCGAGGUCAAAGCCUGUCCGUCCGGUCAUUUUAAAGCCGAGUCAGGACCCGUUGGCUGCAGCUCCUGUCCAGCCAAUAGCAACACAAGAAUCCCAGGCUCCGCCUACUGCCCGUGUCACUCUGGUUUCUAUCGAGCCGACUCGGACCCGCCGCACAGUGCCUGCACGCAGCCUCCCUCGGCUCCUCGCUCCCCGGUGAGUCAGCUCAAUGACACCAUGGUGACUUUGGAGUGGAGCGAGCCACUGGACCGCGGAGGACGACAUGACCUGACCUACAGAGUCCUGUGCUCCACCUGCGGGCCCGCCACCGCCACCAAGGUCACUUCCUGCUUCCCAUGUGGCGACAGCGUUCUUUACCGGCCGGCACAGAACGGCCUGACCCAGCGGCGUGUCGUCGUCUGGGGGCUCCGCCCACAAACAAAGUACAUCUUCACCAUCCAGUCGCUAAAUGGCGUGUCUGCACUCAGCCACUCAGAGCCAGCCUCCAGCAAGCUCAACAUCACCACCAGCAGAGACGUUCCUCCUCCAGUAUCUGGUCUGAGGAGGGUGGAGGCCUCAGAGAGCAGCCUGUCUUUAGAGUGGAGCGUCCCAGUUGUUCACAACCAGUACAAGAUCCUGGACUACGAGCUGCGCUACAGCCCUGAGCUGAUGGCGACUGGAGUCUCGGCCUCUUUGGGGAUACUGGUGCUCGCUGUGGCGGCCAUAGUUGGCGUGUUCUGCUACCGGAGGAAGAGGAGCGCGCACAUCCACGACAAGAGCGGGCACUACCAGAUGGGCCAGACGAUGAAGGUUUACAUCGACCCGUUUACCUACGAGGACCCGAAUGAGGCUGUGAGGGAGUUCGCCAAGGAGAUCGACGCCUCCUUCGUUAAGAUCGAAGAGGUCAUCGGAGCAGGUGAGUUUGGCGAGGUGUGUCGUGGUCGGCUGAGGAUCCCAGGCAGGAAGGAGAACUACGUGGCCAUUAAGACCCUGAAGGGUGGCUACACGGAAAAGCAGAGGCGGGACUUCCUGUCGGAGGCGUCCAUCAUGGGACAGUUCCAGCACCCUAACAUCAUCCACCUGGAGGGAGUCAUCACCACUUCCUGCCCCGUCAUGAUCCUCACCGAGUUCAUGGAGAACGGGGCGCUCGACAGCUUCCUGAGGAUGAAUGAUGGCCAGUUUACCACCAUCCAGCUGGUGGGGAUGCUGCGCGGCAUCGCAGCAGGAAUGAAGUAUCUGUCUGAAAUGAGCUACGUCCAUAGAGACCUGGCGGCUCGUAACAUCUUGGUGAACUCCAACCUGGUCUGUAAGGUGUCAGAUUUUGGCCUGAGCAGGUUUCUGACUGAAAACUCGUCAGACCCGACGUACACCAGCUCUCUGGGCGGCAAGAUUCCCAUUCGGUGGACGGCUCCUGAAGCCAUCGCGUACAGGAAGUUCACUUCAGCCAGUGACACGUGGAGUUACGGGAUUGUCAUGUGGGAAGUGAUGUCAUACGGGGAGCGACCGUACUGGGACAUGAGCAACCAGGACGUGAUAAACGCCAUCGAGCAGGACUACAGGCUUCCCCCGCCGCCAGAGUGCCCCGCCUCCCUGCACGCGCUCAUGCUGGACUGCUGGCAGAAGGAGCGAGCCAACCGGCCGAGGUUCUGCGACGUGGUGGCGUCCCUCGACAGGCUGAUCCGAAACCCCACCUCCCUGAAAGUGACGCACCCAGAGGCACAGAGCCUGUCCCAUCCUCUGUUGGACCAGCGAGUCCCGCCUCCUCUGUCGGCCUGCGGUUCGGUCUCCGAGUGGCUCCGAGCCAUAAAGAUGGAGCGCUACGAGCAGAGCUUCCUGCAGGCCGGAUUCACCAACCUGGACAUCGUCUCGCAGCUCAACACUGAAGACCUCCUCAGAGUGGGCGUGACCCUCGCAGGGCACCAGAAGAAGAUACUCUCCUCCAUCCAGACGCUCAGGAUACACAAAGCUCCACCCACCAUGCUCUACUGACCAAUCGCAGCCUGGUCACAGCACGACACUCAAAAUGACCCUGACACUGUCCACCGUUGUACCCGAUCCAGCCAAUGGGAACGCUUUACAGCCUGAAACACUAACUGAUGUAGUUUCAACCAAUCAGAACGAAGGAAUGAGAUGACCAUUCUUUGGCGGGCUGGUUGAACCUCAGGAUUUCUAUCGCCUCGUCUCGCUCAACCACAUCCCGAGGUUGCUUGUUUUUUUAAAUCACAGAAAUCAGCCAAUCAGCAUCCAGAAAGGAUGUUGGAAGACUUUGGAAACUAUUCCUUAUGUGGACUCUUCUGAUUGGAUGUUCCUCCACUGUAAAGACUAAGCUCCGCCCCUUGCUGGGAGCAUAGCUUUCCCAGCCUGUUUGAUGGCUGGAGGAUUUUCCACUGAAGAAACAUCAAGAGAGAAAAAUUACAGGCAGAAAAUGACUAAAUCCUGCUGGAAACACAAGCAGGAAACUUUGGUUUGUACUUCCUGUAGAAGAAACCAACCUUUGCAGGAUGCUGCCACUGUGACCGCACAGACCUGAGAGCCAAAUGGGUUUUACGCUGACGUGGUCGGUGUUUGAGUUUCUUCAAGCACCAAUAGGAAUCUGAACACGUGUUUCUGAAGGACAUCUUGGGAAUGUGGGAGGAAAUGUCGCAGGAAUUCCAACGCACCGGUCGGUAAUCUCCCUCUCGGUGGGAUUAUUUCCACAC